AUGCGCUUGGUUGGUACUCGGGUUCACGGAGGAGACGCCUCUCCAGAUGUCGGCAUCAAUUUCUUCUCGAUCUGGUUACUGAAUAUCGGAUUGGGGGCCGCCAUGGUAAAUAAUGCCGAAGUGGUUUCUUUAGGUCAAGUACCUGUGAUCAGCGGCCGGGUGGAAGGCCCGGUGUUGAAUCAGCUCAUCGAGUUUGUUUACGGUGAUUUGCAAGCGGCUCGACAGUGCACGCACAUCGAUGAUCUAGCUCAGUUUUAUAGGUCACGCGCAAUUCUGACACCGCUGAAUGUCAACGGCAAACUGCUGAAUUCAAUUUGUCUGCGCCGUUUGCCAGGACGAGAGGUUGUGGUCCGGGCGGUAGACGAAGUGCUCAGCGAUUAUGAAUUUUUUUGA
Messenger RNA from Puccinia triticina, 393 nucleotides. RefSeq lists its product as uncharacterized. Lineage: Eukaryota; Fungi; Basidiomycota; Pucciniomycetes; Pucciniales; Pucciniaceae. The transcript is spliced from 2 exons. The record is from RefSeq and is a predicted model, not a curated record. Bases 1 to 393 code for a protein of 130 amino acids.